GUUUUGUGGUCCCCCCCCCCCCACAGGUGUUCUGGGAUAACGCCCCCCGACAAGAUGCCAACGCGGGCGCCGUGGCAAGCACUCUCCGUGGUGCUGAUUCUGCUCUGGGGACACCCGCGCGCCGCGCUCGCCUGUCCUCACCCUUGCGCCUGCUACGUUCCCAGCGAGGUCCACUGCACGUUCCGCUCCUUGGCUUCAGUGCCCGCCGGGAUCUCUAAACAUGUGGAAAGGAUCAAUUUGGGGUUCAAUAGCAUACAGGCCUUGUCAGAAACCUCGUUUGCGGGACUGACCAAGUUGGAGCUGCUGAUGAUUCACGGCAACGACAUUCCCAGCAUCCCCGAUGGGGCUUUAAGAGACCUCACGUCUCUCCAGGUCUUCAAGUUCAGCUACAAUAAGCUUCGAGUGAUCACGGGGCAGACCCUGCAGGGCCUCUGGAAUUUAAUGAGGCUCCACGUCGACCACAACAAGAUCGAGUUCAUCCACCCGCAAGCUUUCAGCGGCUUAACGUCCCUACGGCUCCUCCACCUGGAGGGGAACAUGCUCCACCAGCUCCACCCCGCCACGUUCUCCACGUUCUCCUUUCUGGAUUAUUUCAGACUCUCCACCAUCAGACACCUCUACUUGGCGGAGAACAGGAUUAGAACCCUCCCCGCCGGCAUGCUCCAGAACAUGCCACUGCUGGAGAACCUUUACCUGCACGGGAAUCCGUGGUCCUGUGACUGUGAGAUGAGGUGGUUCCUGGAAUGGGAUGCGAAGUCCAAAGGCAUUCUGAAGUGUAAGAAGGACAAAGCUUACGAAGGGGGUCAGUUGUGCUCCGCGUGCUCCAGCCCCGAGAAGCUGCACAAACAGGAGAUUCAGAAUCUGAAGGACGUCACGUGUCAAAAGCCGUCCAUAGAGUCCCCUCUGAGGCAGAACAGGAGCAGGGGUAGCGAGGAAGAGCAGGAUGCAGAGGAGGACGGUGACAGCCAGUUCCCAUUGGAGGACUUCCAGUAUCCCCGGUGGAACGUCUCUCUGAAUAUGAGCGACGAACACGGGAACACGGUGAGCUUGGCCUGUGACAUCAAGAAGCCGAUGGACUUGUACAAAAUACACUUGAACCAAACGGACACUCAGGAGCUGGAUAUAAAUGCAACCGUCGCCUUGGACUUUGAGUGUCCGAUGACUCGGGAAACGUACGAGAAGCUGUGGAAGCUGAUCGCCUACUACAGCGAGGUUCCUGUCAAGCUGCACCGAGAACUCGCGCUCGGGAUUGACCCCCGACUCGGCUACCAGUACAGGCAGGAUGCGGACGACGACACGCUCUACUACACGGGCGUCAGAGCCCACGUCCUUACGGAGCCAGAGUGGGUCAUGCAGCCGUCCAUCCACAUCCAGCUCAACCGGCGUCAGAGCACGGCCAAGACGGUGCUGCUCUCCUAUUCGUCUCAGCACGCCCUCACCGUGUCUGCCAAAGACGCGCGGCAGGCGCGGAGCAGGAGCUGGGUGAUGAUCGAGCCUGGCAGAGCGGUGCAGAGGGCCCAGACGGUCUUGGAAGGGAGCCCGUGCCAGCUGAGCUGCAACGUGAAGGCUUCCGAGAGCCCGUCCAUCUUCUGGGUGUUCCCGGAUGGCUCCAUCCUGAAAGCUCCGGUGGAGGAUGAGCAUGGCAGGUUCUCCAUCCUCACCAGCGGCUGGCUGAAGAUCAAGUCCACGGAGCAGUCGGACGCCGGCCUGUACCAGUGCAUCGCUCGGGUGAGGGGUGAAACGGAUCGAGUGGUGCACAGGGUCCUCGUGCAGACGCCUGCCGCGCCGCCCCCCGAUGGACAUACGGUGACCGUUCAGAAGGACCCAGGGGAGUCGGUGAUGCUGCCUUGCCGUGCGCUGGCCAUACCCGAAGCCCAGAUUAGCUGGAUCCUCCCAAACAGCAGGAUACUUAACGAUAUGGCUAACACGUCCCACGCGUACAUGUUGGCAGACGGAACCCUUUCCAUCCCAAAGGUCCAAGGCAGCGACAGCGGUUACUACAGGUGCGUGGCGGUCAACCAGCAAGGGGCGGACCAUUUUACCGUAGGGGUCACAGUCCACAGGAAAGGAUCUGGCAGGUCAUCCAAAAGAGGCAGGCGCCCAGGCGGGAAGACUCUUCCCAGGGGAAGGGGAGACGUCGUGGAGGACGAAGGGGGAUCCGGCAUGGCAGACGGAGACAGCGUGUCCAGGACGGCGCAGCUGCACCCGAAGGACCAAGAGAUGUUCCUCAAAACAAAAGACAACGGAGGUAUCCCCGGAGAUCAGAAAGCCAAGAAGGGGCGAAGGAAACUGAAACCCUGGAAGAAUUCUGAAAAGGAGCCGGAGACACACGUCGCUGAAGGUCGCAGGGCGUUUGAGGCCAGACGGAGAAUAAACGUGGCCAACAAACAGAUUAACCCGGAGCACUGGGCAGACAUUUUAGCCAGAGUGCGCGGGAGAAACCCGCCUAAGGGCACAGAAGUACCCCCGGUCGUGAAGAGCACCACCCUUCCAGCGGUGAGUCAACAGGUGACGUCCCUUUCGCCCGCCGUGCGUCCCCCGUCAGCAUCUCCUGUGCGGACCGCGACCAGCGUUGAAGAAUCCUCAGGAGAUGCACCCUUCUUUGGGGAGGAAGAGCAGGCGUCUAGCGCUGUUUCCUCCACCAAGAAGGCUCCAGUCGAGCACGGCCACGACGGGGCAGUCCCCGCUGAGCCCCACGUGACAAGCACGCGCCCGGAAGGACUUACCGACGACGAGUUUUCUGCAAAGACCAAGGCUGCGGCCCCCACUGAAGCUGACUUGAAGUGGGCCGCAAGCACAACGGCUUACCAGUCCUCUGCUACUCGGCCGAGCCUGGGCGUGGUCCGCGGAGAGCCCACCACUGGCAACGUAGCCACGGGGCGCUGGUCUGCACGAGGCGCUGGAGCCAAGCCGGGGCGUACGUCCAAGGAGUAUGAGUCUCCCCUGGACGCCACCUCCUUGGCCGAGUCUGAAACGGUGCUCAGCUUUUACCCAGAUCUGGAGACGAAUUCAGUACCAGGUGGAGCUAAGGUGAACGACCUGACCGCUACAGACGUGACUGCAGCCCCCACCCCGGGGGUCGCUGACUCCAGGACGUCCGAGCCACUCGAAAACCCCACUUUAGCAGAGCCAGGUGUCCCAGCAGAAGCGCAGCUACAGAAGCAGACAGAUGACCCGCAGCUUCUGGAAAACGGUUCGAGCCCUCAGGGCCACCCGCUGAUGGAAAAGGACAGAAGGGGGGGAUCUCAGACACGGCCGGGAGGGGAUCUGCACAAGGGAGACGCCGUGGACUCCAGAAGUCCUGAGAGCAGGAGGCCAGGUGCUGAGCCUUCCCCUCCACUUGACCCUGCGCUGGAAGUGACGGACACCGUCGCUCCCUUCCAGCGUCCCAGGGGAACCACGCGUGGCCCUCUGUGGGACGCGGACGCCACCACGGAAGCAACGAUGCCGAUGCCGGCCCAAACGGCCACUUCGCCGCCGGCCCUGACCACUCACGCUUCUCGAAAGAGGCCCAACGGCAGGAGACGACUCCGCCCCCACAGGUUCCGGCAGCGGCCCAGACAAGGCCUGCCCACGACGCUCGCCCCGGGGGAGACCUUUUCUGCUCCACCAGCGACGCGCGUACCCGAAAUGCAGGCUCCAAACCCAGCGGCCAGUUUGCCGGUUCCCGCGACCGCGGCUGGCAGCACGGCUGGAACAGCAAAACAACUGGAUGCGCAGAAGCACGCAGAACCCGCAUCCAAGGGGACGCACCCACGCCGGAAGCACGGCAAGAGGCCGAACAAACAUCGGCUCCCCACGUCCACGGACGGCCCUCCAGCUUCUGCGUCCAAGCCCAGCCCUGCCCCAGAAGACAGACACAAACACGUCGUCACCCCCAGGUCAGACGUUGUCCCCUCAUCGACAGCCAUCUCUCUCCCAACGGGGGGCCCACGUGAGAUGAGCGGAGUGGAAGAUUAUAGGACAGCCACCACGAAAGUAAAUUUAUCUCAUGAUAAAUUGCAAGGGACAAUUCCUGUAUCAGACGGAAGGGAAAUGAAGAACUAUGAGGUCACAACCGUCCGUGGCUACGAAACUGCCAGGCUCGUCCCCGGCGAGUCCGUCACGGACGUGGCGUCCCCUUCUGGGGCCGAGGUCUCCACGGUGGGCGGAUUUAAGGCAGAAUCCUGCCCUUUGGGCUUUGAAGGGAACGCGAGCUGCCGCCCCGCCACGUCGGCCCGGCCUGACAGGCUGCGGACAGACCCAACCGUCGCCAGCUCUUCAAACACUCUUACGGACUCGCCCCUUUUAAAAGAGCUGCAGGACGUAGAUUCUCGUGCUGAGUUUUCACCUUUGGCCGCCACCUCUGCGCUGUUGCCGCAGGAAGACGUCACCACUUCGACGCCUCCCCCAAGCGUGAAAGUAGAGGCGUCUUCAAACCAGGCAGAGACCGCCCUCAGGGCGGAGGGCCAUCCCGCAACCACUGCAGCCGUGACCCAGUCCGAAAUUCGACCCCAGAGUCACGCGUCCCCGCCACAUGAAUUUUCCAGCCGGGACAAACCGAACUUCACUCCAAAGCAGGAGUUAGGAAAGGAGGCGUUUGACGGUAGAACCAAGAACGUUCUUCCACCACGCGGCCCAGACGGGAGCGUGCAAGUGUCCCAGCCACCAGCCAGAGUCCCCGACGGGGUGCUCCCUCCGAGAGGGACGGUGAGGCCACCACCGCCUGCGGCCACACAAAGCUCCCUGAGACACUUUGGGACUUCCCAGGCCUCUCGGCUCCUGACCAGCAGCCCGGAAGCCGCCGCGUCUCCGUCGAGGGCUCGGCCGGAGCACAGGCACGUCACGACGGCAAGAUGGUCAGGCACGACAGCUCCCGUGGUUCCGCUGCCCGGGUCCAAACCCAGCCUUCCCAGUGCGUCGGCAGACCGGGCCGCUGACCGACUCAGCGGCAAGUCCCAGCUGUUCGGCAGUAACAGCCUCCCCGAUGUGAGGGGCCCUGCUGGCAAGCCCCCAGGUGCGAGAGCUCCCCACUACUCCAACGGAAGGUUGCCUUUCGUUUUCAACAGGACCCUCUCUUUCCCGCAGUUGGGGGUCACUCCGAAGCCGCAGACACCCACCUCUCCUGCCCCAGCGAUGAGAGAGAGGAAGGUCAACCCAGGCCCCUACAACAGGAUCCAUUCUCAGAGCGUCGUCACCCACGUGGAUUUCGGUCCCCCAGCACCUCCGGUAUUACAUCCUCCCCGGACCGCGGCGCCGCCCUCGACCAACGUCCAGAGCGUCCCUCUGGUCUCCUCUACCCGGAGCCCCAUCCCUUCCUUGACGCCUUCCGUCCAGCCUUCCAGAAGCUUCCAUCAGAGCAGCUCCAAGCUUUUCUCUGCCGGGGGACUUCCUGCGUCCAAGUUCUGGGUGCCUGGGGAAAAGCCCCAGAUCGUCACCAAGUUCCCCCAGACCGUGUCCGUCAUCGCUGAGAGCGACGUUGUGUUCCCGUGCGAGGCGACGGGGAAACCCAAGCCCUUUGUUACCUGGACCAAGGUCUCCACAGGAGCUCUCAUGACCCCACACACCAGAGUCCAGCGCUUUGAAGUCCUGAAGAAUGGCACCUUCGUCAUCCGCAACGUACAGGUGCAGGACCGCGGCCAGUACAUGUGCACCGCCAAGAACUUGCACGGAGCAGACAGGAUGGUGGUCCUGCUGUCCGUGACGGUGCAGCAGCCGCAGAUCCUGGCGUCCCACUACAAGGAUGUCACGGUCUACCUGGGAGACACCAUUGCCAUGGAGUGUCUGGCUAAGGGGACCCCAGCUCCCCAGAUCUCCUGGAUUUUCCCCGACAGGAGGGUGUGGCAGACCGUGUCCCCCGUGGAGGGCAGGAUUACGCUGCACGAAAACCGGACCCUGUCCAUCAAAGAGGCGUCCUUCACGGACAGGGGCGUGUACAAGUGCGUGGCCAGCAACGCAGCCGGGGCGGACAGCCUGGCCAUCCGGCUCCACGUGGCGGCCCUGCCCCCGGUCAUCCACCAGGAGCGGCUGGAGAACAUCUCGCUGCCCCCGGGGCUCAGCAUCCACAUCCACUGCAGCGCCAAGGCCGCGCCGCUGCCCAGCGUGCGCUGGGUGCUCUGGGAUGGCACGCAGAUCCGCCCCUCCCAGUUCGUCAACGGGAACCUGUUCGUCUUCCCCAACGGGACGCUCUACAUUCGCAACCUGGCGCCCAAGGACAGCGGGCGGUACGAGUGCGUGGCCGCCAACCUGGUGGGCUCAGCGCGCAGGACCGUCCAGCUGACCGUGCAGNNNCGCGCGGCCAACGCGCGCAUCACCGGCACCUCCCCGCAGAGGACCGACGUCCGGUACGGGGGGACCCUCCAGCUGGACUGCAGCGCCUCGGGGGACCCCUGGCCGCGCAUCCUCUGGAGGCUGCCGUCCAAGAGAAUGAUCGACGCGCUCUUCAGCUUUGAUUCCAGAAUUAAGGUGUUUGCCAACGGGACCCUGGUGGUGAAGUCCGUCACGGACAGAGACGCUGGGGAUUACCUGUGUGUCGCCCGGAAUAAGGUUGGGGAUGACUUUGUCGUCCUCAAGGUGAACGUGGUCAUGAAGCCAGCCAAGAUCGAACACAAAGAGGAAAAUGAUCACAGAGUCUUCUACGGGGGCGACCUCAAGGUCGACUGCGUGGCCACCGGGCUCCCCAACCCUGAGAUCUCCUGGAGCCUCCCGGAUGGGAGCCUGGUCAACGCUUUCAUGCAGUCCGAUGACAGCGGCGGACGCACCAAGCGUUACGUUGUCUUCAACAACGGCACGCUCUACUUCAACGAAGUCGGGUUGCGGGAGGAGGGCGACUAUACCUGCUUCGCUGAAAACCAAGUUGGCAAGGAUGAGAUGAGGGUGCGGGUCAAGGUGGUGACCGAGCCCGCUGCCAUCCGGAACAAGACGUACUCUGUGGUCCACGUCCCCUACGGGGACGUGGUCGCCGUGGCUUGUGAGGCCAAAGGCGAGCCCACGCCCAGGGUGACGUGGCUUUCUCCGACCAGCAGGCUGAUCCCCACCUCCUCCGAGAAGUACCAGAUAUUUCCCGACGGCACCCUCCUUAUUCAGAAAACCCAGCGCUCGGACAGCGGCAACUACACCUGCGUGGUCAGGAACAGCGCCGGCGAGGACCGGAAGAUGGUCUGGAUUCACGUCGACGUGCAGCCGCCCAAGAUCAACGGGAACCCCGACGCCAUCACCACGGUGCGGGAGAUAGCGCCGGGAGGGAGCCGGAAGCUGAUCGACUGCAGAGCGGAGGGCAUCCCCACGCCGAGAGUGUUCUGGGCCUUUCCCGAGGGCGUGGUGCUGCCGGCCCCGUACUACGGCAACCGGAUCACCAUCCAUCGCAACGGCACGCUGGACAUGAGGAGUCUGCGGAAGAGCGACUCCGUGCAGCUGGCUUGCAUUGGGCGCAAUGAAGGUGGAGAAGCCAGGCUGAUGGUCCAGCUCACGGUCUUGGAGCCGGUGGAGAAGCCCGUCUUCCACGACCCGGUCAGCGAGAAGAUCACGGCCAUGGCCGGCCACACCAUCAGUCUGAACUGCUCGGCAACAGGGACCCCGACGCCCAGCCUGCUGUGGGUCCUUCCCAACGGGACGGAGCUCCAGAGUGGCCAGCAGCUGCACAGGUUCUUCCACAAGGGGGACGGCAGGCUGCACAUCAGUGGCCUCUCGUCCGUGGACGCUGGCGCUUACCGCUGCGUGGCCAGGAACUCGGCGGGCUACACCGAGCGGCUGGUCUCUCUGAAGGUGGGGCUGAAACCUGAGACGAGCAACCAGUACCACAACCUGGUGAGCAUCAUCAACGGCGAGACCCUGCAACUGCCCUGCACCCCUCCGGGGCGCCGGCAGGCACGCUCCUCUUGGACGCUGCCCAACGGCCUGGUUCUGGAGGGCCCCCAGACACGGGGACGCUUCACCCUUUGGGAGAACGGCACCCUCACCGUGCUCGACGCCUCGGUGUUCGACCGGGGGACCUACGUGUGCAAGACACACACCGAGUAUGGCCCUUCCGUCGUGAACGUCCCGGUCAUCGUGAUUGCCUACCCGCCGCGAAUCACCAGUGAGCCCGCGCCGGUCAUCUACACCCGGCCCGGGAGCACCGUCAAGAUGAGCUGCAUGGCCAUGGGGAUUCCCAAGGCCGAGAUCACCUGGGAGCUGCCGGACAGACUGCACCUGACGGCAGGAACGCAGGCCCGUCUCUACGGGAACAGAUUCCUUCACCCGCAGGGAUCCUUAACCAUCCAACAGGCCACCCAGAGAGACGCGGGCUUUUACAAGUGCACCGCGAAAAACAUCCUUGGCAGUGACUCCAAGACAACGUACGUCCACGUCUACUGAAACACCGGAGCUCAUGGACCCCACGGCCGCUGCUUGGGGAGUUGGCACAAGGCCUCGUUCGUACGGGAGGCUGGGGCCCGAGAGUUGGAGCUCUGAAAGGAUGUGCCGUGGGUCACCGUGGCCGCCCCCAUCCCCAGGAUGGAUUUCAGGCUCAUACUGACCUUGACCCACGCUUGUUGACGAAAGGAAGGAACGCAGACAUUGGGGAAUCUUUCUUCCGUGUUUACAGGCUUCCAUGUGUUCUUGCAUUUCUCGGCACUUGGGUGCAAACUGCCGUCUCUGUGCUGCAGACACUGCCCGGAUGCUUUAAGGAGCAUCUGUAGGAUCCUUAAGGAACAUCCAUGGAAAAGAAAUGGUAGACAGUCACAGUGCCUUGCUACCCUGAGGAAGACGCAUCGCCUUAGUUAACCCGCUGCCAUUUUAACAUGGUAGCAUGUUCUAGAAUGAGCACCAUCACCUGCUGCCUUUUAACGUGGUAGCAUGUUCUAGAAUGAGCACCAUCACCUGCUGCCUUUUUAACGUGGUAGAACGUUCUAGAAUGAGCACCAUCACCUGCUGCCGCUUUAAUGUGGUAGAAUGUUCUAGAAUGAGCACCCAUUUUCCCCUUCUUUCCUCUGUCACUUCAAAUCUUCAGUUUGCCCGACCAGGGCUGAAAACCACAGUGAUUGAUUUUUUUUUAUUUGUUUUUUCAUGUACAAGUUGCAUACAAUACAGCUAUCAUUUUAUAUGAAAGAAUACUUUCUCCCUGGAACUCACUUUUUAAAUAGUGUUUUAUAGAUAGAUAGAUAUUAUAAAAUUUUUUUCUUUCUAAUCAGACGAUGAGAGUAGAAAGAGAAAGACAUGCUUUCUGUCUCAUUAAAGAUAAUAAAUUAUUGGUCUUUACAAGACUUGGAUACAUUACAGCAGUUAUGGAAAUGCAAUUAAAAAAUAUUUCCCUCCCCGACUUCCUUCGUAUUCAUUAACCACUGGAAUAUUUCCUUUCCCAGGAACCCUACGUUGGGGGAGGCUGAGAUGCUGGAUUUCCUUGUUUAUGGAGUUCACCCUGAGAGAGCUGUGGGGGCGGGGAGCGGACAUGAGGGGAAGGGAAGGAGAGAGUUAAGUUGUGACCCCACAAAGUGAAUCCAGAGCUUUUAGGAGAAGCCUGGAAUAUCCCACAUCCUAUGAAUUUGUGUCCACGGAAAGUAGGACACCUGUUACUUCCAUGACUGCUUUACUGUAUUUUUAAGGUCAAUAAAAGUGUACAUUUGAUAAUAAAAUAAUAUUUUCCAAACAA
Vicugna pacos (alpaca) is the source of this 9607-nucleotide messenger RNA. The record is from RefSeq and is a predicted model, not a curated record. Lineage: Eukaryota; Metazoa; Chordata; Mammalia; Artiodactyla; Camelidae.